CGCGGAGAUAGAAGUAGAGGAGGAAAGAGAACAGAAAACUACACUUCCCAUCGUGCCCUGGCCCCACUUCCAGCACCUAGGCAGGCCAUCCCCGUAUUGUCGCGUUGAGGUCGCCUGGAAGAGGAAGACUUCAUUUCCCAUCAGGCCUCGGUCCCACUUUCGGUGCCUCGGCCGUCCUGCUCCGCUUCCUAUACAUCCGCUUCUGUGGGCGCGAGAGGCGAAGAAAAGACUACAUUUCCCAUAGUGCCCCAGGCAAACUUCCGGUGCCCGGCCUUUCCUCUUUCCCCUCAGCCCUGCGCUUCCUCUCUCUAGCCGCCGCCGCCGGGAUGCUGCGGGGGCUCCUGGCCUUUCGCAGCCAGGUCACCCGCCUGGGUCUGGUCUGCCCGAGCCCGACACCGCUCCUGGCCGUCCCUUCGCGGGGCCGGAAGUCGCGCCACGACCCUCCCGCCAAGUCCAAGGCCGACAGGAUCAAAGUCCCGCCGCCCGUCGACGCGGCCGAGCUGCUGGUGGUGCAAGAGCGCUACGUGCGCUACCGGCAGGUCAUGCGCGCCCUCAGAGGUGAGUUCAAAGAAGAGGUGCUGCAGAAGCAAUACGAUGAGAAGUUCGGGAAAGUGGGGACACGGAGAAAGGAAGCUGCGGAGGAGGAGCAUCGACAGUUGAUGGCCUGGAAUGACGCAGAGAACAAGCGCCUAAUGGAGCAGAGGAAGGAGCGCCUCCAAAAGGAGGAAUUAGCUGAAAAAGAACGCCAAUUGCGCGGAGCUCAGCACCAGGCUGCGCUUAUGGAAGAAUUUCUCAAGGAGAAGGAGAGAGAAGUGAUCCAGUUGCAGGAGGAAGCCAAGAACUUCAUCACCCCUGAAAACCUGGAUGAGCGGAUUGAGGAGUGCCUAGACAACCCACACAACUACAAUUUUGCCAUUGAUAAGGAAGGAAGGAUAGCGAAGCAGAGCAUCUUGCCUUAGGGACUGUUGUCAGAGGAGCAUGGGUUUCCAGAUAAUCCCUUCCAGAGCGGUUGGGUGUCCUUUCCAUCCAGCCACCAGACUCGCUUUGAGGGAACAAGGACCGGUUUGCUCACUUGCAUCAAUAAGAUUGCCUUGAGAUAUUUACCCUGAAUGGCAUAUAUUUGGGGUUUUGUUCUUCCAGACCUUCUUGAAGAGGAGUUGCUGUUGUUUUUCAGGAAUAAAGGAAUGGGUUUUACUUAGA
This is a messenger RNA of Rhineura floridana, 1200 nucleotides long. It is a transcript of the gene MRPS26, whose product is annotated as mitochondrial ribosomal protein S26. Bases 327 to 959 code for a protein of 210 amino acids. Lineage: Eukaryota; Metazoa; Chordata; Lepidosauria; Squamata; Rhineuridae. The transcript has 4 exons. The record is from RefSeq and is a predicted model, not a curated record. Gene Ontology annotation, cellular component: mitochondrial small ribosomal subunit.